GGUCUGAGAGCAAAAAAAAUUGUAACUGCAAUGGUUUGCGCCAUAGAGCUGAUGCGCCCCUGCAUGCAUUGAAGUGAGGUUUGAAGGCUCAAUUAGCUGCAACAUUUACCAAAAACGACUCAAUGACAAAGAGUGCGAGGCUGCUGCAAUGGACUGUACGAUAAAGGUAGGUGUUUGAACCGUUUUUAAUGCUGCUACCUGAGAGGGGAAAAAUGAAACGACAGGCAGCCACCCACACCAACAACACAAACUACUGCUGCUGAGUGAGAGAGUCGAGGCGGUGAUGCGAGCUCCCCACUCUUUCCUUCUUGUACAAAAUUUCCUCUUCCUUCCCGUUCGUGGUUGUAUGUCGGCUCUAUAAUAACACAACUAACCGCUACAUCUUUACACUCAGAUAAAAACACUAAUUGGUGGCCGGUUGCACGAGCCAGAGAGGAUUUCCAAACGCGCGCGCUUCGUUGUUUUUUUUUUUAAUUUACAAAAUUGCUGUUUUUGAUCGAAGAAAUUCUUUAGAAAAUUAACAACCAAGAACCGCAAACAACAAGAAAACGACGCAGUUAAGAGUUUAGUCAACGAACAUUACCAAACAUCUGAGGGGGAAAAAAUUAUGAGGGGAUGCGAGACUUUAUUGGUGCGUUCACGGCAGGUGUCCCUGAAGGCGCCAUGGAUCCACUUGGACAGUUUGAGCCUGAUUUUAAACAGCAGGAGGAUCCAUUCCCAUCAUAACCGGUAUUUUACAUUUCAUACUUUUACAUUUACAUCUGUUUCUCUCGUUUAACUUUUUUAAAAGAACUCAAAAGAAAAGGCCUUUAUGUCAGGAUUAAAAUUAAAAGUGACUUUCUUAGAAAAGUGACACUCAUUUAUACAAACAAGAGAAAUCUAACUUAUCAUAGUGUCUGAAUUGGGCGACAUAUAUACAGUAUAAAGCCUUAUUUUUGCAUGUUUGUAACAUUGGCCUGUGGAGCUUUUGUGAUAAGAUGGCACUGAAACCCGUCAAACUUUAGAGCAUUAUAAUAAUGGAUUAUAAAUGUCUCAAUUGUUUUUGUAAUAAGAAAGUCGAUCAUGCAAAACAAUACGACUUCAGCUGAUAAAGAUUAUUUUUCGCUUGUUUCGUCUCUUAGAAAAUAUUCAUGCACACGUUGACGCAUUUUGGAUGUGAGUAAUUAAAGGGCCAAUGCAUAAAAAAUGCAACAUCCUGAAACUUAAAUUAACACAGUCAAAUAUGCAUAUUCUUUGUUCAUGUGUUAGCUCUUUUAGUGCUCUUACAUUAAGUCGACACCGAUAAAAAACAUUAUAAUUCAGCUAACUAUUCGCUCAUACUGUGUGGCAGCAGAUUGUGUGUUUGAGGUUAUUUUAAGUCUAAUUUAUAGCUGCAAACGGGAGCAGCACUUGUCAGGUGUCGUUAUCUGAACUCUGCAGGCUUCCUGUCUCAGACCUCAGACUUUCCGCACAAAUUUCCGCUCCCCGACUCGAAAAAAAAAAAAAAAAAAAAAAAGUCGAAAAAGCAACAAAGCCCCUCCAGAAAGAGCUAGAGUGGACAAACUGAGCGCUUUUAUUGUUGAUACACCCUGAGUGUCCCGGGCCUACCCACCAAACAUCGGACGUCGAGGAGACGUGCAGAUUAAGUCAGUAUUGGGUCGGUCCGUCAAAGACCACAUCUAGACGUCACAAUGGGUUAGAAAUUUAGACGUUCGAAUUGGACUUUUUUAGACGUCGCUCUGACGUUUAGAAUUUGGACGUCAUCUGAAGACCAAAUCUAGACGUCAAAACAUGCAAAAUGGAUCAAAGAUUUAGACGUCAUUAUUGGACCUCUUUUAUACGUUGAAAUGACAUCCACAUUUGUACCUCAUCGUCGAAAAAAUACGUUAAAUAAAUGUCAUUCCGACGUCGCAUUGUGGGUAGCUGGGCGCGCGCGGCCCUGCAGAGGCCCUCGCGCUGCCACAGGGAGCCGCGAGCUGUGAAAAACCGCAUCGAUGUUUGUGAAGGCAGAAAGUGCAGCUGCUCAGGCCCUUUGCAAAAUCAGCUUAACUUUUACUUCUGCUUUCUGACACUUGCCUCAGACAUGGCGAGAGCACAGAGUCUUUGCACAACUCGAUCUCUGGCCUGAUACUGUGGGCUACACCUUCUUUCGUGUGAGUGCUGUGUGUUUUUAGAGCAGAAUAGCCUCCCUUAGCCCAGAUAUGAGACAUGCAGAUUGAAGUAUUUAUAGUCAAGUAAGAUGAAACCAUCCAAACUUACCAUGUACUUUAUUUUUCAAAGACUUCCUUAUAAACUCGGUGAAAAUGAAGCUGUUCUGUCCUUAAACUUCAAAAUCUCUUCUUUAGUUCACUUUAAAACAAAACUGAGUGAACGUAAUGCAAAUAACACACUAUGUGAUUAUUGUACUGCAAUGUCAACACAAGCUUAACAAAGUGUAUGUCUUAAGUGCCCUGAAAUGGAACAGGCUUCAGAUAUGCAUCUAAUAACUGGUGCAAGCAUCAAAGUUGUAGUUUACCACAUCCGCGGUUCUUCUUUAUUGCAGUUACUCCAAAGCUCUUUUAGCCAGUGACCCCUUUUACACAGUACAGAAACCCCACAGGUUGCAACAUCACCUCAUGUUUUCUUUGAAUGCUUUUACAGGCCCAAACAAGUGAAGGUGUCUUCUAAUUCACAAGACAUUAAAAGAGAAGAUUUCAUGUCAAAAAUAAAAUUUAAAAAAAAGGAAAAGAGGGGAGAAAUGCUUUUGGGCUACUUUUGACCAGUCUGGUUCGAGUCAAAAUUUGAUUACCAACGCUCCUUAAGUCUAAAAGAAGUUGAUGUUAAAUGUUGUAGUGAACAAUUUUUAAUGACUGCUCAAACACGGGGCAACACUAUUUUUUUUAUCAUUUAGUCAUCAUUCAGCCAAAAGUCACAUAUUAAAUGGUAAGUGAGCAGGCAUAGGCAGGUCUGACCUGCAACAGUCAUUCAGGUUACAUCAGUCUGUGAGUCUCAACAAUGUUGGUCCAGAUUGUCAUGUUUUCCUGAAUUUGUUCAAACUCUUGAAGAAAGGGUGAAAUUAUUGUCAUGAAAAUGUCGAGACAAAAAUAAUCCUAGGUUAAAGCCUUGUCCCCAGAUGUUGAUCCCUUGCUGGAUUCAAGGCAAGCAACCACAACCAGAAAGAAGCUAUUCAUGAAGUUAUUUCAUUUAUUUGUUUUAGUGAUCAGCUUAUUAAAUGUAAAGAUUUUGCACUUUUAAAAUGAGUGUUUUGGGUUUGGAGAGCUGUCUGGUAAUAAGCUGUCGUCACUCUGGUCUCUUAAAAAUUAUAAUAAGCCUUUUCAUGACAUUUUGCCAUUUUACAGGUUAAGUGAUUAUCGUAAAAUGAGGUGGUAGAUUCAGUCAUAGUGAAAAUAACUGUAGGUUGCAGUUCUGCAGACACAGGUGUUUUCUUUGUUCCAUCUUACAGCAGGAGACAAGUUCUUUUUUUUCCUACAACAUCUUUAUCUUAAUGAUUUCAAUGUACUUCACAUUAAAAAAUCAAUCAAAACAUGAUCACUGAUUAAAUUGAUAUCUUUCAGGCAGUAUAAGAAUAAUACUUUAAAAAGGUAGAGAACAUGCUGUUUGCACUGAGGUUUUGUAUUUUCUGACGUUAACAGUUAAAAUGUCAUUAGAAUAAAACACAAGUAUAAAAGUCCAUGUUGUAAGCGGUCUGUGAUCACUCUCUGAGUUCUUGGUUUGGGGUUAGACCGAAUGAUGCAACCUGCAAAAGCUGCUGACAUGAAGCCGAGUCAAAAAACUUUCCAUACAGGACUUCAUGUUUGUGCCCUCUCAGAGAGACACAGAGAAAAGAGGUGUGUUUUCUCUGAAAAUCAAGUCAAACCAAAGUAAGUUUUGAGAACAUCGAGGCACAAGGUAGCACCAGCCUGGAGAAGGUCAUGUUUUUUUAAGUGUUGUUUUGUGUCACUGAGAAACACAUUGAACAGGAAGUCAGUUGUGGCAUUAGCGGUCAGGCCACAUUUGAGUUUAUUUGUAUCAGUGUGCAGAGGAGGAGAGAGAGAGAGAGAGAGAGAGAGAAAGAGAGAGAGAGAGGAAGAUGAAGAAAAAGCGGGAGUGCGUGUUUGCGGUUGUGAAAACAUGAGCUUGUCACUAGAUGUUCUGUGCUGAAAUAUGAGUGUGAUGAACGCAGGCUGCAGGUCACGAUACCAACAGUUCAAAGUGUUGACCUGCUGAAAACAUUUAAAAUCAACUUUAAGCACCGAGCAAAAAUACUCACUGUGAUUAGGCUCAUGAGAGAAGAGUAAAACAGGCGGCUCACAGCCACUUGUUUCACUUCUGCACAGAGAAAAAAAAGGCCUCUGAUGGCACCGUGCAUGUGAGAGGAAGACUGGGGGAAAGAGGACGACAUAACAGAAGUGACAAAACGCAAAUCAGCUGAAGAAAAACAAAAGAGUGUGCUCAAAGGAAGCGGAGGGGAUCCUUUAGAGGCCUGAAAAUCAAUCUAAAUAUCUGCCCAAACACACAGAUUUUAUGCAUCUAGGCUAGCAUGCAAACUUGGAUAUGAAGAGAAUAUUUUUAUCUUUAAAUUUUAAAAGUUCAAGUGUGAAUUAAAGAUCACAACAGAAGUUAAAAGAGCUAUUCUUCAUGAUUCCGGGUAUGAUCGAGCAUUAGGGCCACAAGAAAUAAAAACAUUUCAAAGAUUUAGAUUUUUCUUUCCAAGAUUUAGAAUUACUAUUUUAAUAGAUUUACAUUUUUUUUAAAUCAUUUUCUCACAAGAACAAAACCAUAAUAAAAUCAAAUGUUUAGAAGUCAUAUAAUUACAAAAAUCGUAGUACAGUUGUAAGAAUUAGAGAUGAAGUGAGAUGAGCUUGAAUGUGGCAUUAAUUCUGUAUCGUACCUGAGAGCACAGAGCAAAGACGAACAGCCUUCAGUGAUUUCAGUCAGAGCGUAAAACAACCACUUUAAUCAUUUCAAAAAAUCUGAGCAGCAGGCGCAGACCUGCCAGACCUUGUUGUAUAAACCUUUGUAUUUAGUUGAAUUAAGCUACUUUAAGAUCAACACACCAGAGAUGGUAGGCAGUAUGUUAUGUGGAGUACAGUGCCUGUGUUUCAAUAAUAAAAGUAAAAAAGUUUGGAUUUGCUGCAAUGACUCUAUCUGUGAUAUCGAAGCCCAAGUGGUGAAUUCACACAUUUAUCUUUUUUGCCGUUUUGUCCUGAUAAUGAAUUAACAGUACAGUGCAUAGUUAUUAACAGCAUUAAGUAGAACAAAUGGCCAUGCAAAUUCCACUAGCUGGAAGAUGAAGAUGAGAAGUGCUGAGAGCAAAAUAAAUUGUUUCAAUGGAUCUUUUUGAAUGCAAAAAUCCUGGCAAAUUGAGGAUCAAACUUAUCGUGCAUCUCAGGAGCUUUAUGUCCUUGACGGCCACCGCCGUGUUCAUCAACAGGAAGGGUUAGCAUGGGAGUGGUUCAAUCUAAUCACAAGAUAUGGCUGAAUAUUCCCAUUUCCACACUGAACCUGAAAAAGUGAUUAUUUUCUCCAAUUAAACAUUAAAAUUAAAUUUUUAGCAUUUAGUAUUUAGACUUUCAGUUUUCAUUAAUCUGAGCUGAUUACUCGUUGUUGUUAAUCAGCGCUUCCUUCAGCACACGAUGGCAUCCUAAUAAUGUCUUGUUAAGCCCCACCCCAACAAUGUUCAGUUUACUUUCACAGAAGAGUGAAGGUGACUUUUUUUCCUAAAAAAAAACCUGCACUAAGAGUUUAACAAAUUAUCAAAAAUACAAGUAUUAUUUUACAUCGCAGGGUAAUAGACUUUUUGUUUCAGUUUUAUCUAAUGAAGGGCGUAUCAGACACACCACAAGCAGAGGCAGCAGGUUGUUAAAAUCAUCCAAACUGCUGACUUCUGUCCAAGUUAGCCUGCAGUCUGGAGGAAAUGCCAAACUGUGUGCCAUGCAUUAAGAUGUGGUUUACAAUCCUCGGACAACAAUUGAGCUAAAAAAAAACACACACACAGCCACCAAAAACACAAUGUGGAGGCGGCACUUCAAUCAGGGCUUCACUCCUCUCCCUGUCCAGUGAACCCAACCCUCCUCCCCAGACUACAGGCUUGUUUUCAAGCUUUAAAAUGACCCACAUUUUUACACUGUGCCCCCCUUCUCAUCACCAUUUCCUCUCCCUUGGCCUGUGCCAAAAGGUUCCUCCGCACAUGGCGGCCAGGUUUCCUGUAGGCCACUGAAAAAGCACGCUAGUGACGUACAAGGCCCAAAGACAAUGCUCAACUCCUCUAAACAAACACUCAAACUGCUGCGAUCUCUCUCACACAUACACACUUAAUUUGAGCAGCGGAUAGAACAACAGGUCUGCUGUUUUUGCCCUCAUGAGUGCAGAUUGAGAUGCCAUCUUGGGCUGGUUUAAGGCCUCGCUGUAGAAUGAACACAGGAAGACAGACUAAACAUUGAUUGGGCUCCAUCUUGAGCUGACACCCCCACCCUCACAACCCCAAUCAUAACGACAAAAUUAAAGUGUGGUUACGGUGGCUGAUGUUCUCUAAGAUAACACAGACUCAUGAACGCCUUCACACAGUUUAACCCUUACUCUUGUAUAGUUUUUGAGUGAUUUGAAUAAACUUAUCUCUGCUAGUUAAGACAGAGCUAACACAAAGUUUCGAUCAACACCACUGAACUUUACACUGCCUGAUAGGUAUCGUUUGUGGCAAUAAGCAGAGGGGGGAAAAAAAACUAGUGGAGCUGAUUUACAUCUUGACAAAUCUAGGUGAAUUUUGAAGAUCAAGUCAUGCAAAAUAGUCGCAGCCAUCAAAACGUAGCACACCUCUGCUUAAGUGCAACUUGCUGCAUUUCAAAAUAGUGCAAAAAGAUGUAGGUGGCAGGGGCGUAUCUAGACUUUUUCAACUGGGGUGGCCGAAUGCAGAGGUUGCACUAAGUACAUGUGCAUGCACUAAUAAAAAGCAUUAAUUUACCCUCUCUGUUUCUACUAAUUAAAUCUACUUUGAUUUCUUACAUCCACCCAUUAUACAGUUAUGUUUUUGUCAACAUAUAUAAGGGAUGUGUUUGUUUAGCUGACCAUGAAACAAUCAAAAUGUCGUCAUCCAAGCUAGUUAGCGCCAGAAUUCAAAGUUGGUAAAACAGUUUACUAAUAUUCUCAUAAAUAAUUGUUGGCACUGGGGAUGCACUGAUCCAAUAUUUGGCUCCAAUAUUGACGAAUUAACUGGAUUGGAUAUCGGAUGAAAGACACCUAUCCAGUGUUCCGAUCCAGUUUUUUUUUUCUUUUAAUACACGGAAGUCUUACUUCUUUUGCUGUGUACUAUUUGUUAUUUGUUAAUAAAUAAUAAAGUAAAUUUAUAUCGGUGUUAAUUUGUUACCUUUUUUUAACAAGGCUAAUGUCAAGCCUGACGCCUUCACUCACAGAGCAAGGUAUACAGUUCAUCCAUUCAACAGUAGUAUUGGAUCGUAUCGGAUAUCGGCCGAUACGCUCAGCCCAGUUAUCGGUAUCGGAUUUGGUCGAAAAAAAAAAGGAUCGGUGCAUCUCUAACAGCCACAAGCCACUAGCCAAAGCUACUACCAUGAUGUGACAAUGCUCUACUCAGAAGUAGACAGAUAAUAGAUGACAUCUUGUUGCCUGAUGUGAAUUGGCAGUAUUUAGAGCUAGAAAAUAGAGUUUAAAGGUUUAUCUGGAUAACCUGGCAUUUUAUCACCUGAUGGCUGUUAACCCACCUGGUGAUAAAUAAUAUAUAUAAUAUGGUUUAUUCAGACUCUGUCAUUUGUGUUUUGUGUGAAACUGUGGUCGUCUGACUGUUUGAAGUAUUUUCUAAAUACAUAUUUUAGUUCAAACGAGGAAAUUAGCUUCCACAGGACAUCCCUAACACACAUUUCUAACUUUGGAAAGAAACACUACAGGAUGACCGCUGUAAAAAUCUCGACGUUAAUUCUUUUAUGACUCUUAAUCAAGUUUUCCCAGAGCCACAACUCAAAAGCAGCGUGCUGUAAAAUUGCAAACGUUCUCCUACACGCUACUUGUCUAUUUGUGCUACAGACAGAGAUAAUGCACAGAAAGCAACAAGCAUCUAGUCGCAACAAUGUCCCAAAACAUCCAUAAUUAGGAUUUUAGGGCUGCCUUUGAAAUUUUUGCCACCCCUGACGAGCCCUUUGGACACACUCCUGAUCAGUGGAUCAAACAAUCACUCCUUCAAAUAAAAGGGAGUUUUAUCUUAUUUUGUGAUUAUGAUCGCGUCCAAGGCCAAUUUAGGAUCAAGUUUUUAUGUUUGGAGGAUUAUCUUAAAAGUUAUUGGGAUAAAUCAUGUUGUCACUCUCUUUUUUUCUUGUUGCAAACACUAUUUUUACUGGAUGUGAUAAAUAGACACAACUUUCUCCAAAUAGAUUGUGUGAAAAAUAUGGUGGUUGAUUUUGAUAAUCUACAAGAACAAAAUUUACUAUAAUUUUCCUCUGAACUCUCUGGAAAAAUGGAGAUCUGAUUCUGUUUAAGGUCUUGCCCCAAAAGUUUUUAUCAUCUUUUAAGUUAAGCUCUUUGUUCGUGUUUGCUGUGGCAUCUUCAGUCUGAGAGAAAACAGCCAGAAAAAUAGCCAACACUGACCGCUGUGACUGUGUUGGACAGGAAGCGCUGUCCGUGGUGAGUGAGGAUCAGCCCAUAUUUGAACCGCCGUACACCGCAGCCCCGACCAUGCACAUGAAGACUGAGAUGACGUCACCAGGCGGUUUCAGCCAGACGUCAAAACAGAGUCCUGAACCUGCCGAGUCCGAGUGGGUGGGAUCGGGGACGCAGAACUCUGGGAAAAGAGGCGAACACGUCAAUGGGACCAGGUGAGUCAGGACUGAAUGAGGCACGAGGGAGCGCAGGUUCCCGGAUUAUUUGAACAGACUUUCCUCACAAUCCAGGUCAGAAGUCGGGGAAUUUCCAAGUCCUAAAACUGUUUACCGUUCACUUAUCAAAUGCAUCCUUUUGUUUUUUGAUGUUUCAACAAUUAACUGUGAAAAUGUUUGAGUCCUGAGAUCAUAAUGGAGGUUUUGAUGUCAUGAUGAAAUAAAUAAUGUCAGAGCUAGAAAUAAAAUUAAGAAAAAUUAACAAACUCUCUUUGAAAAAUACAAGUACUUUACUUGAUUUUUUCUAAUCUAUGAGCUUUUGGUUGGGUAGGUGCACCCUAAUACAAAUAGUAUAACUGAAUAAUGUCAGUGAAAACUUCUGAUUUUUUCACCCCAACAGUUAUAACGCAGAUAAACUCUCUACAUUUUGACAAUGAGCCUCAACAUUUAAAAAAUUUUAUGACAUUUUGUAAAAAAAUGUGUUUUCCGGUUUGACUAAUGAAAGCUCAAUCAACAAAAGGUACUUUUUCAUCUAUUUUAGUUUCCAUAAAGUGGCUUCUCUGCAAACAGUUUUGGCCAUUUUCAUGCAUCACUUUAAAAAAAGGAACAUGAAGGUGUAAGAAAAUAUAACACCUCUCACAGAGGUGCUAGAAAGCUUUUGACAGCCUGCGAGUCUUUGUGAAAAAAAUGGUGAGGGGUUUGAUGAAGUAUGAAAAACACAUAAUCAAUAAUUAACUCUGAAGUCAAGUGAGUCACAUCUGGCUGGUCAUCAAUAAUCCCUAAAAAAUGUCUAUUUUAGCAACAGAUAAAGUCAAAAAUCUUUUUUUCCCAGAUGAAAGUAACAAAAACAAAAAAGGAAGAAUUUCCGAAUGAAGAAAAAAAGAAUAAAAAUAUUAAACCAAACUACUUCAAAACAAUUCACUUCAAGUUCAUCACUGUUGGCCUGAUAACCGAUAAGAAGGGCAGGACUGUGGGUUACUACAGCUGUUGAAACUAGCUCCAUCUGGAUGGAUUAUCAAUCUAACAGUGUCCGCUGGAAUCACAGGAGGUAGAUCUGUAUAGAGCGAAAGAUAAUCUCAAAAAAGUGAAAUUCUUGUAUUGAAUUAUUCCCCUAAACUGCUGGACUGUAGAGAAGUGUAAAGACACUGAAUGAGACAUGUACUCUGCUCUGUCUGUCAUAGCCGUGCGUCCCCUGUGGACUGCAGCGUCACCAAACGCUCUAGACACAUGAGCAACGACGGAGCCCCGAUGCCAUACCAGACCUCUUACUCAGAGCCUCGAGUCAGCCCCCAGACCACCACCCCACCCAGCAGCACCACAGAGGAGAAGAGGGUCAUCGUCCCUGCAGGUGAGCUGAAAUAUCACCCAUAAACACAUCAUAAGACAGACUGCAUAAUACCAAUAACCGAAUCAGAAGGAGCCAUUUUGAGGAGUGGUCUGACUUAAAGUAAGCUACACUUGUCGAGGAAUAAAAUUACAUCGAAAUGAGGAAGAAAAAAACAUGCCUUUUUAUAUUUCAAAGUUUUUCACUACAAAUUAAAGCCAAAAGACGAUCAGGUUUCUCAGUCUUGCAUUUGGUUUGAACACACAUCAUAUCAUCCCACGCUUUAACUCGUGCAAGUCACACCACGCAGAUAUAGUCUUUUGCUUUUAGUCUGCACACAACUUCACCGAUCCCAAACUGCGAGUGCCAGCUCUGUGAUGCAUCAGCUAAAGAGCGGCAGGGUUGCCUGUGGUUUCCUGGUGAAGCACGAUAUCAGGGUUUAAUGUGAAUGCUAUUUAAAAAGUGUGAAACCUGAAGUUUAAAGUCAGCACUUAAAACCUGUGAAGAUUUCAAGGUAGAUAAGUGAAAAGUCGGUGUUGGUAUUUUUAAUUUUAGUCAUCCUGCUUGCAGCUGAAAUCACUUUAUUUAUGCGAACGGCCACAAUCUGAGAAGAAGUACAACAAAACCUCUCUUAAUGAUCGGGUUUUCUUGUCACUGUAUGGAUAAUAACGGUUGUUCUCCUGCUAACCAGACUCUUUUCUUCUGUUCUCCUCUCAGUGGUGGAAUGAGUCACUAAACUCUAUUAGAUCGAUAAGACCCAGCUCUUUUGAGAAAACCUACACACUUAAGCACAGCCCUACUCGUCUAAAGUCUCUAGUGGUAGAAUAAAUUACCAAAUCAAAUCGGCGCCACACAGUCCCUUUCUCCUUUUGAGCCAUCUUUAGACGCCACGACUCGGGACUUGGUAGUUUGGUGCUAAAGAUGACUUUGAUGACCGUGACGCUGAUGGUGAGGAUAGUGAGGUUUCAUGAUAGUGAUCAUCUGUUGAUCCGUUGCUAUGGUGAUGGCAACAUAAACAAUAACAUAACAUAAAAAACAGCUUCUACCUACUCUGUGCAUCAUCAGCUGCACUGCAUGACAGCCUAACUGUGUCUAAACAGACUUAAAGCAGUUGUAUGUGGCUCUUAAUCAUGUCGCUUUCCUCAUGUCUGCAUCUCUGCCUGGGUUUUUUUUUUUUUUUUUUUUUACCUACGAAUAAACGGCCGUUUGGAGAAAAGCACCUGCUAAGACAGGGGUGUCAAACUCAACCACAGCAAGGGUCAUAAUCUGGAUUUAGGUCUAACCUGAGGGCCAAACAGGGUCAACAUUUCACCAAAACUGUCAACCUCCUUUUCAAAAAAUAUGCAAAACAAAAACAGCAAUGAUUAGAAAUCAUUUGGAAAUUAAAAAAACAUUAAAAAAAAAAAAAAGUUUAAAGGCAAUCUGAGAUAGAAUAAUUUACUUUAUUUUUAUCUUUUAUUCUAUUUUUAUUUAUUAGUUCAAAAGAUCAGAGCAUGAUAUUAAAAAUAGAAAAAUAAUGCUUUUAAAGAGCAAAUACACGAGAACGUUGAAAUCAGGUAUAAAAGGUCAUAAUAUGACUUAAAAUUUAAAAUUGGAUUCUAAAGUAUAAAAAUGACACAAGUCUAAAUACUGAUUGAACAAAAUCAAAGCAUGAAAUAGAAAAUCCAAUCAUGUUUGACUUGUAAUCUUGAAAUGCAAAAUUGAAAACAUGAUAUAAAACACCAAAUAUUUUCCCCCACAUUCUUGACUAUUUAUCAAAUCUUCCUUACUCUUUAAUUUCCCAGAUUUUUGUGGUUUAUUAAGAACAUUUUAAAUAAUGGUGCUAAAGUUUACAUUAUCAUACUGGAGGAAAUCUGCAGACUUCAUACUGGUGGGCCAAUAAUAAUACAAAUAUGAUAUGAUCUUGUUGGCCAGAUAUAUUUGUUCCACGGGCCAGAUUUAGACCCCGGGCCUUGAGUUUAACACCUGUGUGCUAAGACAAACUUAAGCAUUUGAAUAUUGUUUGGCUUGAAUCAAACUAAAGUUAACUACCAUAUAUGCUGUUGUCUGUUGAAUGUAACUGUGAGAACAGAUCAAAUAUGAGUCAUUAAUUUGAGACAAAAAUUGAGGAGUUGAAAAAAAAAAAAUUAGGACUCCUCUAUAGUGUUUUUUUUUUUUUAAGUAACAUGGGUGUUUUUGUAUAAUUUCAUAUAAUUCAACUCAUAUGUCAACACUUUUCCUCCAGCCAAACAUGGAUCAAAAUUUUCCUUUCUUUCAGAGGAAAAUCACUGACAUACUUUGAGAGAAGCAGCAGUGCGGUCAUUACUUUCAGACUGUACUCAUCCUGACUGAAUGAAUCACUAGUCUUACUAAUUGUAACUCAGCCAGAUUGCAUGUUUUACACUGUUAAUGCUCUGUCUCUCUGUCUCAUUUCUCUUACACUUGCCAUACUUUUGGCCUCAGCUCACUGUGACGCGUUCACAUGUAUGUUUCAGUGAGUCAGUCUGUGGAGGGAGACCAUAUGAGAUGUUACUUUGGACAGUCAGGUGCAGAGGAAUCUGUAUACACAAUUCAUAAAUGAGUCACAGAGUUAUUCUCCUUCAUAAUACAUGGAUGUUACAUCACAGCAGCAUGUGUGAAACGAGAACAAUCAGGACUCGAGGGUGUAGCCUCUACAGCUCCUGGCGAAUUUUACGGGCAUUUCAAAGCUACUGGAAAGUUCCCAGCGGCUGUGACUUGAAACUACUGGAAAUGAGUCUGCUGCAUCUGAAUUAGACUGGUGGUAUAUUUUAAGCACUGGACUGAGUUAUUGAGGUCAACUUAAACAUAAAAAACAGCUUCAGUAAACCUAAAUAUGUAUAUUUAGUAUGGAUGACUACACUAAGUCACAGGAAAACGUAGCUCUAAUACCUCGUUUAAUAAGUUUUAAACAGCCACCAGGUUAUGAUCGUUCCCUUUCCUCAAACUUUUCUCUGAGUCACUGUGACACUGAUAUAAAACCACAGACUGUCUUUCACUUGCUUUUUUAAAAGGGCUGACAACAUCACAGGACAAAUUCAAAGAUGUACAAGAUUUCUGCUGAUGAAAGUAGUUAAAUCUACGUCAUUACAAGAACAAACAGAUCAUACUUUGCAAAUCGUACACAGUGACUUUUUCUCUUUUAGCUUUUCAUGGCUGUUUGCUUCAAAUCUAGACGAAACUUUAGAAAAAGUCAAAUGUAUGAAAAUAUUGUGACUCAAGCCUCAUUUGGAUGAACACUGAAAGGAGUCUCAAACCUCUUCACACCCCCUGGGGAGGCAACAGCCUUAUAAUAUCUGAUUUUAUUUGUUUACUUCCUCAAUACUGUGCCAACCAGGAAAGCAUCAGUAGGCAGCGGCAUGUGAGCCUCAGUAACAGAAGAGAAGUUUUGUACCAAUAACUUCCUCUUCCUUUAUUGUAUUAAAAAAAUCAACUCGCAGAUUAAGUCUGUUUUCAAUCUGAAAAAUACGUUUCAUUGGCUUUUGAUUUUUAUCACCUUUCAGACUUUCAUACAUGUGAAUGAGAAUUUGAGUUUCACUACAGGAAACGGAUUUUAGAGACAUGAUUUUCUGGUUAAAAACGUCAUAAAACGUUCUUUCCUCCAUCUUUGAGUCAUUUUACAUUCUCUAAAAAAAAGCAAAAUUAGGCCAGAGCAUUUGGAAACCAGCUGCUAUCAUGCAAAUGAACUUAGAUGUGCAAAUAACAAAGAAGCUUAAGAAUCGUGUGUACCCCCAUUAAAGUGAAGCAUCAAAGCAGCCAAGUUUGACCAAGUUUCAUUUUUCGUAUAGAAACUACAGUUUCUAAGAAAUCUGAGACAUCUUUUAAGGCAUGAAAAUCAUCUCUUCUGGUUUCAUUUUGAUAAGAUGGAAUAUCCUAAAGCCUUUAGAAAUGACACAUUUUUAAUUCAUAAUCUCUGUAAGUGUAGUCUUUAACUCCAGCACACACAGUUAAGGGUGCUGUAUGGCGACUAUCCAAAACAACUUAGUCGCCGAGAGGCUGAGUAGGGGGAAACGAUACCUUCCCCGACGUGCUGGCUGUAUAAGCUUCAAUGAAUAGGCUGUAUCUCCGUUUGUAGUUUUAUUAUGCAAAAAAGACGAAGCACUUACAUGAAAACAAAAGGGGCCGUCGUUCAACACCAGGCGAAACAUAAGCGAAAAAGCAGAAAAAUGAAAAAUAAGCGGUCAGCAAAAAGUAGGACUUCCCCAUUCACCCCCUCUCCAUUCAUCCACAAAACCCACCAGGUGAACAGCUGACUUCACUACUACCAGUGCUGUCAGACUACCUCCACCCCCACCGCGUGACUCUCAUCCCCGUAUAACCACACAAUACAAAUAUUAUAAAAGCUCAUGGCUACCACAAAGAACUGGCGUCUACAGGUGCUGUGAAAUCUAUUAUGUCAAGUUAAGAAGUUAUACCAAGAAUUGAGAUCAGUUUUAUGUGACAUCUCUUUCCAUGACUUCUACGCCAGAGCAGACCAGCAUCUUCAUCAGCUCAAAGUAUAACUGGAGUGUAUUUAUUUCUCUGCUUGUAAUGUCAGAUCCCGAGGUGUGGACACAGGACCAUGUUCGGCAGUGGUUAGACUGGGCCAUUAAAGAGUAUGUCCUGGAGGAGGUGGACGUCAUGCUCUUCCACACACUGGACGGCAAAGCGCUAUGCAAGAUGACCAAAGAGGACAUGAUGCGCCUCACGUCGGCAUACAACGCAGACAUCCUGCUUUCACACCUCAGUUACCUCCGACAGAGUAAGGCUCGCCUCGUGUCUGAAAUUCCUCUCUCUCUCUCCGGCUGAUAACAUUGUUGAGGUCAAACAAAGUAAAAGUUCCUCAUUGUUUUACCUGUGUGUAAACAGGAUCAGAAAUAGAAUCAUAGGUGUCUGAAAUAGAUGUCGCUGAGGGGAAUGGAGCCGCUAAUGGACUUUAAACUGAAAACCUUUAUGCUAAGAUGAAGCUGAUUUCAGUAACAUUGCAUUUUUUGCUCUUUACAUCAGGCAGCCCGACAUUCUCCUACCCAACAACUCCCACCAACAACACGCCGCCACCUCCAGCACCACAGCCCAGGCUACAGGUCAAAGCAGGUGAGAUCACAUGACCUCUCAAAACCUUUCAACCUAACGCGGAACCCGCUUUUAAUCACCGAUUUAAAAAAAUAAAAACACAUUAACAUGAACUUCUGAAUCUGAACAAUACUGGGAAGGCUGGAAUCCUUAUCAGGAAAUCAGCCUUCCCAGUAAGGGAAGUAUACGAAACUAUUAAAUAUGGAAGUACUCAACUAUUCCUCACUUUCGAUGGGGCCUUAGGUAUGAUAGGCAAACUUCCAGAUCAUUUUGAAUUGAACAUUGUGAAGCUUAAACUAGUUAUCAGUUAACCUGACCUCAGUUUUAUGUUGGGAAAAUAACAGCUUUUUAGAUUUACAGCCGUUUUAUAAAACAAGAAUAAAAAAAAGAGAGAGCAAGAGUGAGUUGUUAUUAGCUAUAACGGUGUCCACACACACAAAAAUUAUGCAUCCCUAAAAUUAAUCAAACUAUUUUAAUGUGUCCAGAAAGAAAAAAAUUAGAUGACAUUAAAAAAAAUGUACUGAUAAGUCCAAUAUGUCCUCUGAAACAUCACUUAAUAUCUCAUUAAUUUAUACCACUCCUCCCUCUUUAUAACUGCCCUCUCACCUUCGGCCAAAGGGCAGCAGGAGCUGGGGCUACAGCAGGAUGAAAGACUGGUUCUCAACUUGCACGUAUGCUUGUAUGAGACUUGUUUAAUUGAAAGGAGUUUUUGUUCAGGAUCUAAAACCAGGCAAAAAAAAGUCUGUUGGGUGUCCCACCUCCAAAGCUGAUCAUAAACACUUUUUAUUUGGACAUUUGUUGUUAAGAAUAAGAAUAACUAUUGAUCCCCGAAGGGAAAAUCAAUAAAACCAUUAUAAUGAAUAAAAUAAUAGAUGAUAAAAUAAUAAUAAAAAUAAAUAAAAACCAUUUCAAAACUUCUUCACAUUUCUCUCCCCUGUGACUGCCAUCUUUGUUAAGUUCACUAAACAUCAAGCUGACCUUGUUGGGUCUGCCACCCAAACAAAGCAGCUGUUGAAUAUAAUUGAACUGGAAGAACCCACAUCCUCUUUAGCACAAGCUCAUGGUUGAAGGACUUACUGUCCUUUCUUCACUUAAAAAAAAGUUCAUACUCAGGCAGAGGAUCUGUGAAGACAUUUCACAAAAUCUGGGACUGUUGUCACUCCUACUUCAUCAUCACCAUUAUUUACUUCUUUGGUCAUUAAUAAAUCUAAUCAUAUUUGCUAAGAACACAGAACUUAACUAUGUGAAUGCAUCUAAAAUAAUUGAAAAAGAGCAAUGGUACAUGUUUUUUUUAGUUUGACCCAAACAGAAGACAUUUAAUUAGAUUUCUUUAACUUUUCUUCACUUUUUGUCUAACUGCCACCAUUUACUACCAGUCUUAUUGUUCAGAUUUGUCUGGAGGUUUCGGGGUGUGAAUAAAAACUCUGGGACAUAUUCUCAAAUUCAUCAGAUAACAGUGAACGACUUGAAUGAUUUAAGUUUUGAAAAGCCAAAGAGAGAGUUUCAGAGACUGUGUUAUACAGUUUCUAGAGUUAACAACAGUUCUUUGGCACAGCACAGGCCUCAGUUUACUGAAUGUUGAUGAGUCCAAAACUCAACAGCCAGUUUCAGACAGGAAACAGCUGCACCGGCACAGGAAAUGGGGGGUAUGGGUCUCACUCCUGGGACACAAUUCGCAAUCUUGUGGAGACAGAGGUGGUCUGAACAAAAGAACGCUCACCACAGAAACCGUGGGUCAUCUUCAGACCUCCAAACUCUUAUUGUCUUAGUCACCAUUUACUGACUUCCUUCCUGUUAUGGCUGAACUGUCCACUUCAAAGACUUGAGUGCCACAGGCUCAUCAGUAUCUGGUCUAAUCCUGGUGUUUUUGGGGGGUGUUUGCAGAGAGCAGUUUUGACGAGAUCAGCCGUAGGAACAGCUGGCCAGCAAACACCAUGACCGCAGUGCCAAAAGGUAUGACGACUAAAAUCUGAGUGGUAUAAAACCAAACGUUGGAAAUGUUCACACAGGAGUAACUGUAACAGAUUGACGCAGAUUAAGAUACAACAACAGUCUUUACUUUCAUUUGUAGGACCCUCAAUGGAGCACCAACACAACAGCCGCGUUACAGAGUCUGCUCCACGAAUCGUGCAAGGUAUGAAGGCAGUCUUUAAAUUCACAACGAAUAGAUCUUCAUCACUACAACUGAGAGAGGGGGGUGAUGCUGUAUGUUUCCACUGACUGUUCUGUUAAUAAGGAUGUAAAACAACAUUGAUAUACUUGAGCAUUGUGAGAUUAGUAAAAUACAGGUUCCACUGUACCGAUGGGGUUAAAAAUCUAACUAGCUGUUAUAUAUUUAAAUGAUUAAUAAUAUCGUAUUCAUGUGGACAGGAAGUGAUGCUGAGAUACUAAGUCUGAGCUGUGGCUCUACCUGCUACUAGCCAGGGCAAUAGCUCCAAUUUAGAGUGUAUGGAGGCUGUGUGUGGUUCGACAGAGAUAUAACCAACUGGGGUUGUUAACCUCCCAAGAGUACCAUGAUGUAGGGCUGGGUGGUAAAACAAAAACUCACCAAUACCAGAAUUCACGACAAUAACUGAUGUCAUUUUGUCCAUAUUGGUAUAUUCGGAGUCAAAGUAAAUAAAAAAAUAAAAGUUGGUUAGGUAGGCUAUGGACUCAUGUCCCUUUAAGACGCUGUCCUACGUUGGAGACAUGACUCCACCCCAUCCAGUCCGUAACAAAGAGGGAAAGACAGGUGAAGAGAUGGAGGACAGUUCAAAAGUUGUAACGGCUGGAGCUGCGUCUGAAGUAGACGAAGUUAAUGUUGGAGUAGUUAUCGUCUAUUUAUCGCUAUUGAGGUGAACUGCUCAAUAUAUCAUGAUAUUGAUUUGAGGGCAUAUCACCCAGCCCUACCAUGCUCCCUCUGCUUACAUUACCACACUCUGCAAACCAUUUGACAUCGUACAUCCACAGACACUGAUCCUGUGUUAAGCUGCGUGAUAUACACGGAGCCCAAUUUUGAUUUUUUUUCUUACUUCUAGAUUAGUUGGUUUGUGAAAAUCCUGAGACAGUGCUCCACCUGAAAGAGAUCUUUUCAGAUGCUUAGCAGGUCAUCUACACGCUCCAUACAAAGAAGUUACAGUCCUCAGUACAGCAGCUGCUGGUCUUCCAGCUUCGUCCCACGAUCCAAAGACAUGCAUUAGGUUAACUCAUGACUCUAAAUCCUAGUCCACACAUUGGCAGGUCUUUAUGGAAAACUGAGGUUCCCUUCCUCUGUUUUUAGAAGAUAUCCUGUCAACACAACAGCACAGAAGUAGUUGAAUAUGCUCAAAUAAGCAUACCAGACCAGCAGGUGGUGAUAUUGUAUAAUCAGUCUGUCUCUACAAAUACCAUAGCAGAACACUGUGCAUGAAUAUUGAGCACUUCUACACUGUAUACAGUCAAGGAUUAGAAAUGUUGAGUGUAAUAAACUUCGAGUAGAUUUCAUACCACAGCAGAGAUGUAGGCUGUGAUUUUACCCAUCAUUUGAAAGCUGAGCUUCAGGUAGAUUUCAGAGGACACAAUUAUAUUUGUAAGAAAGGAUAUCUGAAUGAUCUUUGUUUUUCCUCCCCUGCAGACCCCUAUCAGACAUUAGGGCCCAUCAGCAGUCGACUAGCCAACCCAGGUAAGAAACUAAACCAACACAAGAUCAGCAGAACAAGAGAGACACAAAUGAGGCCUUUACACUGUCUGCUUUGGCAACAUAAGAGAAGCCAGCAGGGCAGGAACUCACGCACUGGCUGUCCAAAAUAUCACAGUGAACUGCUCCACGCUUAUGCUGAGACAAAUCUGGCUUCCCAGUAUCACCAAAAAUGACUGUUUGCCCUGCUGUUUCCUCACAGAAGGCCAAGCCCUCAGCCCAUCCAAGAACCGAACAGGCAAACAAAGUCCAUACAAGCUGCCUGACCCCAGCGCUCACAGGCCUGUGGGUAGGUUUCUGCCCUGAUUUCUGUCUUUUUCCAAACCAAACAGUGAAAAGGUCACAUUUGCCAGGGAAAAGUAAACUGGAUUUAGAGGUAGAUAUGUUACAACAUGUUUCAGAAAAUAAACUCAUUCAUGACAAGCUCCUUUGUUGGGGGGAAAACAGAGGAACUGUCCAGGGUCCUGGAAUAACAAGCUGCAUUAACACAAGGGGUGAUAUUUUUGCAAAGAUUCUUUUAAGGCGACCUGGUUUUUAUGGCGUGAACUGAACCUCACGGGGGGUCAGUCUAAAACUCUGCCCUGUUCACUACAAAACCUUCAACUUCUCCUAAACAAGAACAUAUUUCUAUUUCCUAUCAUUACUAAUGGUUUUGAGUAUUUUACUUUAAACUUCAAAUACAGUUGUUCAAAAUGUUUUUAUUAUCUAGGACUCAGUCUUGGACUAAUAGUAAGAAUUUUAUGUCCUGAAUCAGUUUCUCUACAAAUGUUUACAUUCCUCACUGGUGAUCAGAUUAACUUUUUGGAGUAAGUGUCUAAUAAGGGUGUUUGAUGUUUUUUUUUAAAUACAUAAUGUUUUCUAACAGGGAUGCACCUUAUUAUUGGCAUAAUAUCUGCAGAUAACAGCUUAAAAAGUCAGUUAUCGGCAGACAAGUUAUGAUUAUCUAUGUCCACGUGCUAUGAAGUGUUGGAAACAAUAUCUAUCAAGAUGGACACAGGCAUCUCUAGUUUUUAACUGGUUAUAGUGAGUGAGUUCUUCUGCUAUAAAGAAAAUACAGAUAAUCUAUGAGGAGUUUGUGCAAGUCAGGUGGUCAAUUAGGAGAUUUUUUUAUGAUAAAAGGAUAUGUCAUGUCCUGAUGUGUCUCAUACGGCUUUCUGGGCCAACUACAUUACCCAUCCUUUCUUUAUAGAACCAUUUAUUCUUAAACAUUCAAUUAAGAACUCAAAAUUUUAUGAUUUAACUGUUUAUACAGUUAUAAUUCUAAAUUUUUAUGUAUUUCAGCCAACAGAAACACAGCAGUCAGAUCUGGGUUCUUCAACUCUCUCUUUGUUUGUCUCUCUCUGCAGGUUCAGGGCAGAUCCAGCUGUGGCAGUUCCUCCUGGAGCUCCUAUCAGACAGCAACAAUGCCAACAUCAUCACCUGGGAGGGCACCAACGGCGAGUUCAAGAUGACUGACCCGGAUGAGGUGGCCAAACGCUGGGGAGAGCGCAAGAGCAAGCCCAACAUGAACUAUGACAAGCUGAGCCGCGCUCUGCGUUACUACUACGACAAAAACAUCAUGACCAAAGUGCACGGGAAGCGCUACGCCUACAAAUUUGACUUCCAGGGCAUCUCGCAGGCACAUCAGAAUCAUGGAGCAGAGGGAGGCAUUGUUAAGUACCAGACUGAGAUGUCAUACGUUCAGCCGUACCACAGCCACCAGCCCAAAAUGAACUUCAUGAGUGGUCAUCCUGCACCCAUGCCUGUCUCCCCUGGGAACUUUUACGGCCCUCCGUCAACUUACUGGAGCUCAACCAACAGUACAAUCUAUCCAGGGUCAGCCAUGACCAGACACCCUGCCUCUCACUCUCACCUGAGCUCAUACUACUGAGGACGUUGUAUUUCACACAUAAACCCACUUAACACAGGAGACAAGCCUGAAUGUGCUGGAAAACAAGAGCACUCUCCAACCGGGACACACCUGAGCUGAACCCUGUCUGAACUGAAGGUGAUAUGACGCUACGGUCUGUUUUGACAAAGGCAUUAUGAAAAGUUUUUCCACAUUCAACAUUAAAACAGGACAAAAUGUGAUGAAUGAAAAGGAUUUCUGUAUACUCGUCAAGACUUUCACUUUUCACUGAUGACACACUGUAUUAACAUCUGUUCAAAUGUUAUGAAACCAAGUUUAUUUUGUAAGUACUUUGUUUGAUAGAACCUGUAAAGGACACAGUCAUAAUCUUUACCGAGUAGCACCACGGUUUUGUAACCUUUUUCUUUUUUCAAUUUAAGGGUCAAAACUGCAGAUAUCACAUUAAACGACCUGACAUUUGUAAAGGAGAAAUUGUACAGAAUUACCGUUUUGUAGCGAUGUAACAUUUACUCAUGAUGUAAAGCUAAUAAAUGAUGCUUGUAUCAUAAAA
Xyrichtys novacula (pearly razorfish) is the source of this 21204-nucleotide messenger RNA. NCBI's taxonomy places the organism in Eukaryota, Metazoa, Chordata, Actinopteri, Labriformes, Labridae. The record is from the annotation of a GenBank genome assembly.